Eutrema salsugineum is the source of this 1735-nucleotide messenger RNA. RefSeq lists its product as uncharacterized. The transcript has 8 exons. Lineage: Eukaryota; Viridiplantae; Streptophyta; Magnoliopsida; Brassicales; Brassicaceae. Gene Ontology annotation, biological process: mRNA destabilization. Gene Ontology annotation, cellular component: cytoplasm. Bases 20 to 1573 code for a protein of 517 amino acids. The record is from RefSeq and is a predicted model, not a curated record. Gene Ontology annotation, molecular function: mRNA binding.
UCUCUCAGAUCUCUCUUCCAUGGAUCCCGCUUCUUCCAGAAAUCAGCGCAAUCGAAUCGUCUCUUCUGGGGAAAGGCCAGUCAUGGCGGAUAAUGGCGUCGAUCAGCAGAUUUCUCCCGGAGAUGAAAGGAUUGUUUCUUCUUCCGUUGGUCCUUCUCCUGAUCUCUCCUCAUAUUACAACGUCUUUCAACCCCCUACAAAUCUCUAUCCUUACGAUUGGGAUCCUGGUUAUGCACAAAGCAUCAAUAGUUGGGAUGGAUACCCACAAUAUUCUACUACCCAUGAAGGCCUGCAUGUGCCACAGGUUGUCUACAAUGACAAUUCAUCUUUUAUGUACCAGCCUGGUUUCACCUUCAACCAUUACCCAUCUCUAAUGUUGGAUGGCCAAAUUCCAAUCUCCCCAGCUUAUUUCCCACAUUUUGGUGCACCUUCAUCUAUGCAUUUUAAUCAGUCAGAAAUUGGUGGUGAUAACUCCCGGUUUGACCCAACAACUGGUUAUAUGGUUCCAUUUGGGGGAUAUGGUGGAGGCAAUUUAUCUGGGAAUCAAGGGGCCAACUCUUUAACAUCCUCUAUACCUUAUCCUCAAACGAUGGGUAUACUUGGCCCAUACGACCAUAAUGCUUCACAGUUACCGUUGCAUGGGAAUGGAGUUGCUUCAAGCUCUUCUUUGGGAGGAUAUUAUCAUGUAGGAUCUUCUUACCAGAGUCCAAGCUCUAUCGCCUCAUAUUAUGGAUAUGACAAUCCAGUCAGAUUUACCCCUGACAUAGGUAAACGGAGGGAGAGGGAGUACAGUUCUUUAUCCACCACCACUGAUCUUUUUGGAAAUCGAGGACCAAGGGCAUCCAGCAGGGUAAAGAGUAAGAACAACUCCAGAAUUUGCUCUUCUGCUGGUGAUUCAACAAAUGAUUCUAGUACAGCUGGACCAAAUCCUAGUCUGUAUAACCAUCCAGAAUUUGUGACGGAUUAUAAGAAUGCCAAAUUCUUUAUCGUCAAGUCAUUUAGCGAAGACAAUGUCCACAGAAGUAUCAAGUAUAAUGUCUGGGCCAGCACACCGCACGGCAACAAAAAAUUAGAUACUGCUUAUAGGGACGCGGAGAAGAUGAGUGGAAAAUGUCCAAUCUUUCUGUUCUUUUCGGUAAAUGCUAGUGGACAAUUCUGUGGGGUAUCGGAAAUGGUCGGACCUGUAGAUUUUGAAAAGGAUGCUGGUUACUGGCAGCAAGACAGGUGGAGUGGGCAGUUCCCAGUGAAAUGGCAUAUUGUGAAAGAUGUACCAAAUAACCGAUUUUGUCAUAUUCUUUUACAAAACAAUGAGAACAAGCCGGUGACGCACAGCCGAGACUCUCAAGAGGUGAAGCUGCGUCAGGGGAUUGAGAUGCUCAGAAUAUUCAAAGAAUACGAGGCACACACAUCGAUCCUGGAUGAUUUCAGCUACUAUGAUGAAAGAGAGAGGCGAAAGGUGGGAGAAGAAGGAGGGAGGAAAGAAAACGGGGAAGAAGCGACCUCAUCUGUGGAGCAGUUAUCAGAGCGUCUUCAAGUUGUGACAGUAGAAGAUGGAAAGGAAGGGAAGACUUAAUAACUGAUUGAUACAGUAAUAGUAAAUAGUAGAAAGAGGCAUUCUUUUUGGUAAUCAUGGAUGGGUUCUUUUUUUUUUUUUUUUGGUGGGUGGGUGCUGUAUACUAGAAGAUAACAAAUGUACUUUGUAGCAUUAUAUGCGUUUUUUCUUUCAAAAUCAAUG